AUGGGUUUCAUCGACUUCGUUUCCGACGCUGGCCUCACUCUCCUUGAGAACUGGACCAAGACCCGUUCCUACAUUGUUGGCUACGGUCCUUCCCAGGCCGAUGUCAAGACCUUCCAGGCCCUGAAGGCUUCNCCCGAGGUCGCCAAGUACCCCCACGCCUACCGCUGGUACAAGCACAUCGCCUCUUUCGAGUCCGAGUUCUCUUCGCUCCCCGGUGACCCCACCAAGGAGUUCACUGCUUACGGCCCCGAGUCCGCUGAGCUCACCGUCAACCCUUCCAAGGCCACCGCCAACGCUGAGGAGGAGGACGAUGACGACGUUGACCUCUUCGGUUCGGAUGACGAGGAGGAGGAUGCCGAGCACGCCCGUAUCCGUGAGGAGCGCCUCAAGGAGUACGCCGCAAAGAAGGCCGGCAAGACGAAGCCCGCUGCCAAGUCGAUCGUCACCAUGGACAUCAAGCCCUGGGGUGAGUUUCACUGUAUCAACAAACAAUUGACCUCUUAUACUGACCAAUUCCGUNNAGACGAUGAGACCGACAUGAAGCAGCUCGAGGCCAACGUCCGUUCCAUCGAGAAGGACGGUCUCGUUUGGGGUGCCUCCACCCUUGUCCCCGUUGGUUACGGUGUCAAGAAGCUCCAGAUCAACUUGGUCGUCGAGGACGACAAGGUCUCGCUCGAUGAGCUCCAGGAGCAGAUCGCCGAGGACGAGGACCACGUCCAGUCCAGUGACAUUGCUGCCAUGCAGAAGCUGUAA
This is a messenger RNA of Aureobasidium vineae, 753 nucleotides long. NCBI's taxonomy places the organism in Eukaryota, Fungi, Ascomycota, Dothideomycetes, Dothideales, Saccotheciaceae. The record is from the annotation of a GenBank genome assembly.